Molecule: messenger RNA, 1839 nt
Organism: Schistocerca americana (American grasshopper)
Lineage: Eukaryota; Metazoa; Arthropoda; Insecta; Orthoptera; Acrididae
Product: prestalk protein-like
Exons: 3
Coding region: 1-1839 (612 amino acids)
Source: RefSeq, a predicted model, not a curated record
AUGCGAGGACAGCACGGCUUGCGAGGACAGUACGGCUUGCGAGGACAGCACGGCUUGCGAGGACAGCACAGGUUGCGAAGACAGCACAGCUUGCGAGGACAGCACAGCUUGCAAGGACAGCUCAACUUGAGAGGGCAGCUCAACUUGAGAGGACAGCACAACCUGAGAAGACAGCACAACUUGAGAGGACAGCUCAACUUGAGAGGGCAGCUCAACUUGAGAGGACAGCUCAACUUGAGAGGACAGCCCAACUUGAGAGGACAGCACUACUUGAGAGGAAAGCACAACAUGCGAGGACAGCAAAGCUUGCGAAGACAGCACGGCUGGCGAGAACAGCACGGCUUGCGAGGACACACAGCUAGCGAGGACAGCACAGCUUGCGAGGACAGCACAGCUUGCGAGGACAGCACAGCUUGCGAGGACGGCACAGCUUGCGAGGACGGCACAGCUUACAAAGACGGCACAGCUGUCGAGGACAGCACAGCUUGCGAGGACUGCACAGCUUGCGAGGACAGCACAGUUUGCGAGGACAGCACAGCUUGCGAGGAGAGCACAGCCUGCGAGGUCAGCACACCUUGCGAGGGCAGCACACCUUGCGAGGACAGCACAGCUUGCGAGGACAGCACAGCUUGCGAGGAGAGCACAGCUUGCGAGGACAGCUCAGCUUGCGAGGUCAGCACAGCUUGCGAGGACAGCACAGCUUGUGAGGACAGCACAGCUUGCGAUGACGGCACAGCUUGCGAGGACGGCACAGCUUACAAAGACGGCACAGCUUGCGAGGACAGCACAGCUUGCGAGGACAGCACAGCUUGCGAGGACAACACAGGUUGCGGGGACAGCACAGCUUGCGUGGACAGCACAGGUUGCGAGGACAGCACGGCUUGCGAGGACAGCACGGCUUGCGAGGACAGCACAGCUUGCGAGGACAGCACAGCUUGCGAGGACAGCACAGCUUGCGAGGACAACACAGGUUGCGGGGACAGCACAGCUUGCGUGGACAGCACAGGUUGCGAGGACAGCACGGCUUGCGAGGACAGCACGGCUUGCGAGGACAGCACAGCUUGCGAGGACAGCACAGCUUGCGAGGACAGCAUAGCUUGCGAGGACAGCACAGCUUGCGAGCUCAGCACAGCUUGCGAGGACAGCACAGCUUGCGAGGACAGCACAGCUUGCGAGGACAGCACAGCUUGCGAGGACAGCACAGCUUGCGAGGACAGCACAGCUUGCGAGGACAGCACAGCUUGCGAGGACAGCACAACUUGCGAGGACAGCACAGCUUGCGAGGACAGCACAGCUUGCGAGGACAGCACACCUUGCGAGGUCAGCACACCUUGCAAGGGCAGCACACCUUGCGAGGACAGCACAGCUUGCGAGGACAGCACAGCUUGUGAGGAGAGCACAGCUUGCGAGGACAGCUCAGCUUGCGAGGUCAGCACAGCUUGCGAGGACAGCACAGCUUGCGAGGACAGCACAGCUUGCGAGGACGGCACAGCUUGCGAGGACGGCACAGCUUACAAAGACGGCACAGCUUGCGAGGACAGCACAGCUUGCGAGGACAGCACAGCUUGCGAGGACAACACAGGUUGCGGGGACAGCACAGCUUGCGUGGACAGCACAGGUUGCGAGGACAGCACGGCUUGCGAGAACAGCACGGCUUGCGAGGACAGCACAGCUUGCGAGGACAGCACAGCAUGCGAGGACAGCAUAGCUUGCGAGGACAGGACAGCUUGCGAGGACAGCACAGCUUGCGAGGAUGGCUCAGCUUGCGAGGACGGCACAGCUUGCGAGGACGGCACAGCUUGCGAGGACAUCACAGCUUGCGAGGACAGCUCAACUUGA